Messenger RNA from Leptonychotes weddellii (Weddell seal), 2241 nucleotides. RefSeq names its product G protein subunit alpha 15 (gene GNA15). Gene Ontology annotation, molecular function: G protein-coupled receptor binding; guanyl nucleotide binding; GTPase activity. Gene Ontology annotation, cellular component: cytoplasm; heterotrimeric G-protein complex. The record is from RefSeq and is a predicted model, not a curated record. Lineage: Eukaryota; Metazoa; Chordata; Mammalia; Carnivora; Phocidae. Gene Ontology annotation, biological process: adenylate cyclase-modulating G protein-coupled receptor signaling pathway; phospholipase C-activating dopamine receptor signaling pathway.
CCCAGCAGACGCUGUGGUAGGCUGACUGUGGCCAGGGCCUUUCCUUGAGGGCAGCCCGCCCUCCCCAGGGGCACCCACCCUCAACCAGUUUGGCAGGGCUGGGCAGGCAGGUCUGGAGAUGGUCGGGGAGCCCUGAACCUCCACACCUUCUUGGGCUCCUCCUCCUGCCCCCGCCCGCCUGUGCUGGGCACUCAGGCCUCGCUGAGCUGGGCGCCCGGUGCCCGAGGCCGGGAAGUCAGGGGUCCCUGGGGGUGACCCCCCCAGAAGAGAGCAGCGGCGGCGGCCAGGAGCCCUCCCCGGGCCGGCCGGGCGGGGUGCCCUCCCCGGGGCCGGGGCCAUGCCGCCUCGUGCCCGCUGAGGUCCCCACCAUGGCCCACUCGCUGACCUGGAGCUGCUGUCCCUGGUGCCUGACCGAGGACGAGAAGGCAGCGGCCCGCAUCGACCAGGAGAUCAACAGGAUCCUCCUGGAGCAGAAGAAACGGGACCGCGGGGAGCUGAAGCUGCUGCUGCUGGGGCCUGGUGAGAGCGGCAAGAGCACGUUCAUCAAGCAGAUGCGCAUCAUCCACGGGGCGGGCUACUCGGAGGAGGACCGCAAGGGCUUCCGGCCCCUCGUCUACCAGAACAUCUUUGUCUCCAUGUGGGCCAUGAUUGAGGCUAUGGACCGGCUGCAGAUCCCUUUCAGCAGGCCUGAGAGCAGUCACUAUGCCAGUCUGGUCAUGAGCCAGGACCCAUACAAAGUGACCACUUUCGAGAAGCGCUACGCCGUGGCCAUGCAGUGGCUGUGGAGGGACGCCGGCAUCCGGGCCUGCUAUGAGCGCCGCCGAGAGUUCCACCUGCUCGACUCGGCCGUGUACUACCUGUCCCACCUGGAGCGCAUCACCGAGGAGGGCUACAUCCCCACAGCACAGGAUGUGCUCCGAAGCCGCAUGCCUACCACCGGCAUCAAUGAGUACUGCUUCUCCGUGCAGAAGACCAACCUGCGGAUCGUGGAUGUCGGGGGCCAGAAGUCAGAACGCAAGAAGUGGAUCCACUGCUUCGAGAACGUGAUUGCCCUCAUCUACCUAGCUUCGCUGAGCGAAUACGACCAGUGUCUGGAGGAGAACAACCAGGAGAACCGAAUGAAGGAGAGCCUGGCCCUGUUUGGCACCAUCCUGGAACUGCCCUGGUUCAAAAGCACAUCUGUCAUCCUCUUCCUCAACAAAACUGACAUCCUUGAGGAGAAGAUCCCCACCUCCCACCUGGCUACCUACUUCCCCAGUUUUCAGGGCCCGAAGCAGGACGCGGAGGCAGCCAAGAGGUUCAUCCUGGACAUGUACAUCGGCAUGUACGCCGGCUGCGUGGACAGCGCGGACGGGGACAGGAGGGGUCCGCGCUCCCGGCGCCUCUUCAGCCACUACACGUGUGCCACGGACACCCAGAACAUCCGCAAGGUCUUCAAGGACGUGCGGGACUCGGUGCUGGCCCGCUACCUGGACGAGAUCAACCUGCUGUGACCCAGGCGCUGCUGCCCCCGGGCUCAGACCCGCGCGUGGCAGGCGGGACCUGCGGGCGGACCGGUGCUCAGUGAGCCCGAUGCCCCCUGUCGCGCAGCCCCAGGUCCAGGUGGCGGAAGGGCCGCGAGUGAGUCAGGGGUUGAAGGCGGUCGCCGCCCCCUCCUUUCUCCGACCCUCGCCAGGACAGCCCCCGCGUUUGCCCUCCUUUGACUCCGUUUACCUCCUCGGAAAGGGAGCACAACGGCCACUUGGGAUGGCAGGGUGGAGGAAAAAGUGAGGGGAGCAGGGGAUCGGGGACUUGACCCACCCCUGGGUAGGUCCUCUCCAGGGAAGAGGCCGCGGACCCCCACGGAGGUGAUGCGCUAGCCUGGUCGGGGGGGAGCGGGCCUUCAGUCCGAGGGACCGGACUCUGGCGCCCCCUAGCGGGGUUCCUUGACUUAUAGACACGUCACUCCGAGCUCCCCUCCUCACAGGAGGCGGCAUCCACCAGCCUGAGGUCUGCGUGGCGCGGGGACUUCCCGUUCUGGGCGGGAAGAGAGACCCGGAGAACGCUGUCCCUUCCAGAGUCUGCGCCUCAAAGUGUGUCCUGCCCUGUUUACAGACGAGGGAAACUGAGGCCACAGGCGUUCCCCCCACUUCCCAGUCUGGGGGCUCGGGCGCACUGCAUCUUACAACUUCUCUGUAUUUAUUCCCUCCCCUUCUGUGGGGCCCCUUGCAAGACAUUAAAGACAUGUCUGGAGACCUAUGA